Molecule: messenger RNA, 3923 nt
Organism: Diachasma alloeum
Lineage: Eukaryota; Metazoa; Arthropoda; Insecta; Hymenoptera; Braconidae
Product: probable phosphorylase b kinase regulatory subunit beta
Exons: 6
Coding region: 406-3720 (1104 amino acids)
Biological process (GO): glycogen metabolic process
Cellular component (GO): phosphorylase kinase complex
Molecular function (GO): calmodulin binding
Source: RefSeq, a predicted model, not a curated record
UUAAAAUCCAAGUGAUCGGAGAGACCCUCGGAGUGAGAGUGUUACGAACCCAGUUACGGCCUUGUACACCGUACAUUCAAGUUGACGACGCUACUGUGGAGUUUGGGGGUUCGACAGCUGCGUUAUCCUCAGUGACAACUGCGCAAACUCACAGCUGCAGUGGGACAUUAAUAGUGAAUUAAAAAUUCCGUGGGCCUCGGAAUUUCUAUUGUUUUUGGAGAUGUCACUGACCCCCACUUCCCCAAUUAAAACAACUUGCCCGAUAAGUUAUCACCAGUAUGAUCAGCUGUUCAGCUCCUCCGACGUAUUUGAGUUUAUUUUUACCCCUUUUCCCAUCGAUCGUUGGACGAUAAUCCCCAAUAAAAUCGAUUUCACCCCCGAUUACUGAAUAGACCCCUCAAAAUCAUGGCGACAAUUUCACCAGCAGCAGCGAUCCCCCCCAAAAGGUACUCAAUGUCAAACAGCGCUCGCCAGGGCAGUGUCUACGAUCUCGACAUAGACAUGUUCCUGAAGAUCUCCAACUACGAGGACACAGUGCGACAGUUGGACGUCUACUACGGGAUCGUAAAACGCCAGUUACUGAACCACCAAAGUUGCAUCAACGGACUCUUCCCCGAGAUAUCAACAAACAAGAGAGUGGGAAGUGUCAAAGACAGCAUCUACUGUGCCUCAGCGAUCUGGAGUCUCUACCAAGCCUACAGAAGAAUCGACGACGACAGAGGAAAGUCCCACGAGCUGGGACAGUCAGCCGUCAAAUGCAUGAGGGGAAUCCUGGAGUGUUGGAUCAGACAGUCAGACAGGAUCGAGCAAUUCAAGAUGAACCAGUGCAAUCGUUUCUCCCUCCACUGUAAAUUCGAUCUCAACACUGGUGACGAAAUUUUCAAGGACACUGACUACUUUCACCUGCAGAUCGAUGUCGUCUCUCUGUACUUGAUAUUUCUGGUGCAGAUGAUAUCGUCUGGGCUUCAGAUUAUUUACACCCAGGACGAGGUGGCAUUCAUUCAGAAUUUGGUUUACUAUGUGGAGAGGGCUUACAGGACUCCGGAUUUUGGAAUGUGGGAGAGGGGGAGCAGGUACAACGAUGGAACUCCAGAGAUCCACGCCAGCUCCAUAGGAAUGGCUAAAAGUGCCCUUGAGGCGAUAAAUGGCUGCAAUUUGUUCGGUGAAAAAGGCGCAUCUUGGUCGGUCAUCUACGUGGACAUCGAUGCUCACAAUAGAAACAGAAGUAUUUUUGAGACAAUGUUACCCAGGGAGUCGUCAUCGAAGAGUGUAGACUCGGCUCUGCUGCCCACAAUCUCCUUCCCAGCGUUCGCCACUCACGAGGAGUAUUUGUACAACGAGACGAAGUCGAAUGUCGUGAGAAAAUUGAAGGGUUCUUAUGGGUUUAAGCGGUUUGGAAGGGAUGGGUAUAAGACAGUUCUGGAGGAUCCAGAGAGAAGAUUUUACAAAACUGGGGAGAUCAGGGAUUUUGAUAAGAUCGAGUGCGAGUGGCCGCUGUUCUAUAUUUUUAUGAUUAUUGAUGGGGUCUUCAAGUCGAUUCCCGAGCAGGUGGAGGAGUAUCAGAAUCUGCUGAAGCCGAGGAUUCAUAAGGAUGCGAAUGGCGAUCCUGUCAUUCCCAUGUACUAUUACGUGCCUGAGAAGAAUGUUGAGGCUGAGAGGAGCGAACCUUCGAGCUCGUUUAAGGUGGCAAGUGUUGUGGGAAGUGGAAGUCGAGCUGCUGGGGAUGAUGAGGGACAUGGAAUGUACCUCUGGAAUCAGUCCAUGUUCGUUAUUGCUCAGCUGCUGACCGCUGGGCUACUGCACAUCAAUGAGUUGGACCCCAUUCGGAGGUAUUUGCCGUCUUAUAAUCGACCCAGGAGGGCUGGCAGGUACUCGGCUUUUCAGGCUAAGCCCACGAUUGGAACCCACUCCGACCUAGUGGUCCAGAUAGUCCUAAUCGCCGAAUCCAUGAGACUCCAAGCAAUGAUGGCAACCUACGGCAUCCAGACCCAAACCCCGCACGAGGUGGAGCCAGUCCAGAUCCUCUCGUCAGUCCAACUGGUGAAAGUCUACCAAAAGCUGGGUAUAAACCGAAAACUGAAGCUCCAAGGUAGGCCAGCGCGUCCGAUCGGCUCCCUAGGCACCAGCAAAGUCUACAGAGUCUGCGGAAUGACAGUCCUCUGCUACCCCCUGAUCUUCGAGGUCUCCCAGUUCUACCUCUACCGAGACAUGGCGCUGCUGAUCGACGACAUAAAAACCGAGUUAAAAUUCGUGGGCAAGUACUGGCGCCUGUCAGGGCGUCCAACAGUCUGUCUGCUGAUCCGCGAAGAGCACAUGAGAGAUCCCCAGUUCAAGGAGAUGCUGGACCUCUUCGCGAUGCUGAAGAAGGGCUACUGCGACGGGACAAAAGUGAGAAUUGGUCGUCUGCAGAAUCUGAUAUCCUCCUCGUGCAUCGAGCACUUGGACUUCGUCAGCUCAAUGGAGACAGACCUGGAAUUAUCCCAAUUCAAGCAACUGAAGCACGAUUACAUCGGCUACCAGAGCCUGACGGACGUUCCCAGGUCUCUGUCCUACGCAGAGGAGCCAAUAGACUACUCCAAAUUCAGCAAUGAGUCCACCCCGAAUAUUCUGAACGAGAUACGAGGCACGUCAGGACUGUACGCCAAGUGCCAGCUGUACGGAAUGCUGCUGAAGAGGGAGGGAAUGAAUUACGAGAUCGGUGGGAUGACUGUUGGGGAUCAACUGAGGGCACUCUACCAGCAGGCUGGGAGCCUCAGGUACUGGAUGGCAGUGAGGUACUGCAGCAGUUUGUUGAACCACACGGUGGACAGCAUAAGCCCCUUCAUCACUGGAGUCCUCGUCAAGGGCAAGCAGAUCACGGUGGGAGUCAUUGGACAGCAGGAGACUGUCUUCGAUAAACCAAUGACUCCAUCGGAGAUUCAGUCCGUCAUGUACUCCACUAUUCAACCCCACAAUGUCGUGCAGGCUGUCCUCCAGCAGGAGAUUCUUCUGUACUGUGGGAGAUUGAUUGGCACCAAUCCUGACAUGUUUAGGGGCAUUCUCAAGAUCAGGAUUGGGUGGGUGUUGGAGGCCAUCAGACUGUACUUGGAGCUGUUCGUGAAGAACCCCAAGCCCAUCGAGAAUUACAGCCCCUACGAGAUCAGGAGAAUUUUGAUCAAGGUGUUGACUGUUAAGGAUUGGGCCUCCAGGGAGCAUCUGACUGUCAUCAGCAGAAGGAAAAUUGAGGGGAGUCUCUGCAGAGUUCCUCCCCAUUUUUACAAUCAAGUGUGGGAGGUUUUGAUGAGGUGUCCUGGGGGCAUCAAGGUCAAUGGGAGGGAGCUACCCCAGCAGCCGACUUUGUCUAAUAUGACGAGGUCUGAACUGACUUUCGCUCUUCUGGUCGAGUCGAUACUCCAUCACAUUCAUCUACCUGAGUAUCGGCAGAUUGUCGUUGAGCUGCUGAAUAUUGUGUCGGUUAUCCUGAUGAGGAACCCAGAGCUCAUGUUCCGGAGGGAGUUGGAUCUCAAUGUCCUGGUGGAGGACGCUUUCACAAUGUAUUGCAAGGACCACAACAUCGAGAGGAGCUCUGACAUGUCUUCUUUCUUCGCCGCUCAUUACUCGGUGACUACUGGGUAUCUUGCCAGGGCGGUUGUCAAUAAUGUCCUCACUGGGGGGUCCGUAGUCACGCCCGUCGAUUUCGACACACCUCGGGAGUCCUCGGAAAUGUGCAAUGUCAGUUAAUAGAGCUAGUGAGGAUUGUGCAGGUCAUUUCAAUUCGUUCUUCUGGUAUUUUGAAUUUUUAGCAGUUUUAUCGUGUUCAGACUGGAAUCUUCUGUGCCAUGUGUAUAAAAUAGAAUACUCAGUGUGUAUCGAUGACUAGUUGUGCGUUGAUGUGAAUUUGAAAUUGUCGUUUUUAUUGGAAAGUAUUAAAGUAUUUAAAUUUA